Messenger RNA from Folsomia candida, 1519 nucleotides. RefSeq lists its product as uncharacterized. The transcript has 2 exons. NCBI's taxonomy places the organism in Eukaryota, Metazoa, Arthropoda, Collembola, Entomobryomorpha, Isotomidae. The coding region runs from base 157 to 603 and encodes 148 amino acids. The record is from RefSeq and is a predicted model, not a curated record.
GUUUGUAAUGGACAGCCUAGAAAGUUCGGUUGUUCCUUUGUCAUCCGUGUGUACAUAAUUGUUCCAUUUAGUCGAGAAGAGGCAUCAUGUUCUGAUCACUUUGUCACAAAUCUUUGACAUCUUCACAUCUAGUCCACGUUACAGUCAUUCUCCACAAUGGAGUUUUCCAAAUCUUUAAAGUUAUACUUGGUGACAAUUUUUUUUCUUAAAGUUGCCACCACUUCGAUGGCUUUUGUAAUAACGGCUCGAGGGGACCAGUUAUCUUCCACCACUCGAGAUUACAGCGGGCAAGAUUUUGACGAGGAAUCGACCACCAUUUCCCCAAAUUCCGGUGAUAACGGAUUAUCCAACCCAGUUCCAAAUGUCACCAGGCAAAAUAGAGAAAAUUCUACAAACAUAGUGGAAUUGCCACCUAAAAAGGAAGAACUUCCUACGCAGCCACCAGCCAUACAAAUUGGGAGCAAACCCAAUAUUACAAUAUCACAUAAUGCACCAAUUGUGGUGCAUACAUAUGCACCGGGUGUUAAUUUGGUAACCCCUGAAUUUCUCAAUUGGUUAUUAAUGAAUGGGUAUGUUAUCCAGCCAGACGUGUGUGACUGCUGAAAGAAUGACAGAGAUGCGAGCGAGAGGCUGUCGGAAAUCAGAAUAAUUAUUUAUUCAUUGAAUGGACACACUUAUAUUGACAUCCAAUUUCAUACAACAAUUCCUGAUUUAGAUUGGAAACUGGGACACGGAUAUUGAAGAGGCAGGAAUGCCGAUACUCAUAUAUUUAGAAUAUUUUUGUGACCAAGGCUGUCAUAAAACGAAUUAUUGAUACAUUCUUACAUACAUGCUAAAUUAGACCUUUUAGCAAGGCAAUAAAAUGUGAAGAAUGAUUUUACAUCCUCUCCUAUUUUCUAACAACGUGAACUAGUGUUAUCAGCCAUUAGGCCAUAUUUUUUCACGUGAACGAUUCCAGACACAAUUAGGAUAUUCAUCUCAACGUGGUAAUGGUAGGGGACUUUGUAAAUUUCAAAAUUUUACAAUUUAAACUUACCUCUGUUAAAUCGGAUCCAUAUUUUCACGUAUUUUCAUUUUCGACAUGUUUCCUAUCCUCUAAUCUUAAAUUUAUAAUUAAUUCAUAUGGAUUCGUCUUUACGCCGGCUGGACGAGAGUGACUGGAUAUGCUGUCCAUUGUACAUAUACAUUGUUUAUGUUACAUCAAAGCUCUAACUUUUACUGGGGUAUUCAAAAAUUUUCUUGGUCUCUGGAUUUUUUAUAAUUUGGGAUGAAUUAAUUUUAUAUAGGGUAGUGCAGUAUGUAUGUAUAUCUAUUUCAGUUACAAGCUUCAGAAUAAAACGUUUAACAUAUAUUCUUUAGAUUAUCACUUAAUUUAACCCAAUGCCUACCUACUACGUGACAUUCACGCAGUUACCAAAACAAGGUCCAACGACCGGCUACGUGAUAGUCAUGUUGUUGCAAAAAUGUAAUUAGCAGCUAUAUUUUGAAAAAAUAAAAUUAUUUUGAACUUUCUCUCAUA